This is a messenger RNA of Halichondria panicea, 2272 nucleotides long. RefSeq names its product aarF domain-containing protein kinase 1-like. The record is from RefSeq and is a predicted model, not a curated record. Bases 19 to 1566 code for a protein of 515 amino acids. NCBI's taxonomy places the organism in Eukaryota, Metazoa, Porifera, Demospongiae, Suberitida, Halichondriidae. Gene Ontology annotation, molecular function: ATP binding; protein kinase activity. Gene Ontology annotation, biological process: protein phosphorylation. The transcript is spliced from 9 exons.
GACCAUUACCUAUUUACAAUGGCUGUCAGACUUUUGCUCAAAAGUGGACUAGCAGUCACGGCCUUAACGGCAACGUCUGGGGCUAUUUGCUAUCACACAGAUGUCCUCGACAAUCCAUGGUGCUCCACUUUCAGAAUAGUUAGAUUUGGCAGAGCUGCUUGUGCUUCGUUUAUAGUGAGUCUGGACUAUAAAUGGAGUCUGAGAGACCUCGAAUAUGAUACUGAGGAGUACAGAACCACAAUAGGACAAAUACACACUCGGUCAGCGCUGAGGCUGCGAGAGAUGUGCAGUAGGAAUGGAGGGUUGUUCAUCAAGGUGGGACAACACCUGGGCUCUCUCGAUUACCUUCUACCAAAGUCCUACGUAAAGGUGUUCAAAGUGUUCCACAACGAGGCCCCAAAGACCUCCCUCAGUCGUCUGCAGGGGGUCGUAGAGGAGGAGUUUGGACAGCCAUUUGAUACCAUAUUCUCUGAGUUGGACGAGGAGCCCUUGGGAGCAGCCUCUCUGGCCCAGUGUCACAAGGGAGUGCUGAGGGGUACAGGGGAGACAGUCGCCGUCAAGAUACAACACCCGGACGUCCGUAGGAAUGGCUACACUGAUAUAGAUACCAUUGAGUUCUUGGUGAGCUGUGUCCACCUAGUGUUCCCAGACUUCACGUUCCAGUGGCUAGUGGAGGAGAUACGCGCCAACCUGCCCAUGGAGUUGGACUUCUGUCAGGAGGCUCACAACCAGGAGCGGUUCUCAGCCAUGUUCACUCACCUCAAUUUUGUAAAAGCCCCUCGAGUGCAUUGGGAGUUCACUACACCUAGAGUGCUGACCAUGGAGUUUAUUGAUGGGGGGAAAGUCGAUAAUGUGGAAUAUUUGAAGAGGAAUCGACUGAGAGGAGAUGAUAUUUCCCUGAAGCUUGGUCGUAUGUACAGUGAGAUGAUUUUCCUGCGAGGGUUCAUCCACUGUGACCCACAUUCUGGGAAUGUGCUGGUUCGACCCGGGUCUGAUGGACAGGCUCAGAUAGUGCUCCUCGACCACGGCCUUUACAAAGAGCUGACUGAUGAAUUCCGACUGACCUACUGUCGCCUAUGGCAGGCCCUCAUCAACAAAGACAGUCGUGCUGUGGAGAGGUACUGCCUGGAGCUCAAUGCAGGGGAACUGUACCCCCUACUGGCUUGUAUGAUCACUGCCCGGACAUGGGACAGUGUGCAGGGGGGCAUCACACAGAAACAGAGGUCCAGAGAAGAGAUGCGAGCCAUUCAACAGCACAUCCCCCUCUACCUCUCACACAUCACACAACUCCUCAACAAUAUCCCACGACAACUGGUCCUCAUCCUCAAAACCAACGACCUUUUACGCGGCCUCGAGUAUUCCCUCGGGUCUCCCCUCUAUAGGCAAUCCUACAUCAUCAUGUCCAAGUACUGCCUGAGGGCAAUAGGGGAACACGAGGCCGGGAGGGCAGAGUCAUCGUGGAUUCAAAGAGUACAGUGGCGAGCUAAAACUAAGUUGUCCCUGUUGAUGGUGACACUGUACGAGAAUUGGCUUUGGAUUAGAGCAGUAUUUGUGAACUAUACCUAAUUAAUAAUUAUACCUAUCAUUCUUAUAUCAUGUGUUUAUUUAUUCUAUUUUAUUUUAUUUGUACGUGUGGCCUCAAUUUGUGACAAAUUCAUGUCAAGUACUCUAUAUAACUAGUGUUCAAGCUGGCGCUGUGCUAAUGCCUCUCGCCAUGUUUUUGCUUUCGCUCAAAAGUAUUAGAGUGUUAUCUAUAAUGAAUUUUAUAUUAAAGUUAGCUUAUCUAUAUAAAGUCACUGAGAAGAAAAGACUUAUUUACAUGCAUCUAUUGUAAGUUAUUAUUUUUUGUAUUAUGUGGCUUACCAGGACAUCAAGAAAGAAGAAAAUUGAUUCUUCCAGGAUCUGUAGUUCAGUGUAUAUAAUAUCUAAGAAGAAAAGACCUGUGUACAUGCAUAUUGUUAUCUAUAUUGUUAUAUGGUAGUGUUUUGUGGCUUACCAGGCCCUCAAGACAAAGAUGAUUCUGCCAGGAGGAUCUGGAUCUGGAUCUUGGAUAUUAUUUUCUCACACAUGGGGAAUGAGCGCGCAUGCGCAUUACAUCCACAGGAAUAAUUAAAGGGUGUGUCCAAAGAGAUCAAUUUUACAAAUGGCUACUGUACUGCUAGCUAGCUGUUUUAACAGAUAUUUUCUGAGUAUUGUAGCUAACAAAAAGCUAGCGCUUUAGUGCAAGGCUAACUCAUAUGUUGAAUAGAAAGUUUGUGCGGACAGAUGAUGC